AUGUCCUCCAACAAGGUAUUCGUCAUCACAGGCGCGAACAGAGGCAUCGGUCUUGGCCUCACCCAGAAACUGCUUCAAAGACCCAACACUACAAUUAUUGCCUCGGUGCGCAACUCCGAGGCAGCCACAAGCCUCAGGGCAGAGACACAAAGUACCACAGUGGGCGAGAACAGCAAUCUUCAUAUAAUCGAACUGGACUUUUCAUCCGCCAUUGCCCCAGAGAAGAUCCGUCAGAUCUUCGAUGAGUCAACAAUCGAAGUCACCCACGUCGACGUUCUCAUCUGCAACGCCGCUGUCGUCGUUCCAUUGACUCCAGCCCUUUUCAUCACGGCUGAAGAUCUACGCACCUCCUUCGAAGUGAACGCAAUUGCCCCCCUUCUUUUAUUCCAAGCUCUCUGGCAAUACUUGCAGAAGUCGUCUGCGCCUCAAUACGUCGCUGUCUCGUCUUCAGUCGGCUCCAUUGCCGCCCAAGAGCCAUUCCCCGGGGGUAGUUACGGCGCCAGCAAGGCAGCGCUGAACUGGCUUACCAAAGCCAUCCACAUGCAGCAUGAGUCGGAUGGGUUGAUUGCCUACAGUUUGCACCCUGGCUGGGUACAGACCCGCGCUGGUCAUUAUUCGGCGAAGCAAUGGGACUAUCCCGGUGACCCGCCCAUGACUGUCGAGGAAAGUGUUACAGGAUCUCUUCAAGUCAUUGACAACGCUACGCGAGAGACUACCUCGGGCAAACUUUUCGCAUACAAUGGACAGGUCGUGCCUUGGUAG
Molecule: messenger RNA, 762 nt
Organism: Penicillium olsonii
Lineage: Eukaryota; Fungi; Ascomycota; Eurotiomycetes; Eurotiales; Aspergillaceae
Source: the annotation of a GenBank genome assembly